This is a messenger RNA of Candida tropicalis MYA-3404, 3048 nucleotides long. RefSeq names its product RNA-binding ribosome biosynthesis protein (gene MAK21). The record is from RefSeq and is a predicted model, not a curated record. Bases 1 to 3048 code for a protein of 1015 amino acids. Gene Ontology annotation, cellular component: nucleus. The transcript has a single exon. Lineage: Eukaryota; Fungi; Ascomycota; Pichiomycetes; Serinales; Debaryomycetaceae.
AUGAGUUUAAACUUAGCUUCCUUGAAGGAUAAAAUAUCCAGCAAGUUAAGUCAGCAAAAUGACAAGAAGAAAAGUAAUUCCAAGAAGGAUAAGAAGAAGAGUACUCAGGCAAACAAUAAUGAUGUAAAGAGUGAUAAUAAGAAGAAAGAAACUAAAGAAUCAGAAAAUGAAGGUGAUGUUUUACGUCGUGAAGCUUUAGCCUUAGGUGCAACUGAAGAAGAUUUGAAAUUAUUAGAAGGAAUUGAAAGUGACGAUGAGAAAAGUGAACAAGAAUUUGAAGUUGAUGAUACUAAAUUGGAUAAAUCUUUCAAUAACGAUUUGAGUAAAUUUAUGCAAGGAAUUGGAUUGGGUGACGGUGAAGCCAUUGUCGUAAGUGACGAAGAAGAAGAAGAAGUUCCUGAAUUAGUCGAUGAAGAUCAAGAAGAUGAAGAGGAAGAAGAGGAAGAAAAUGAAGACAACAUUGAAGAAGAUAAAGAAGAAUCUGAAGUUGAAGAAGAAUCUGAAGAAGAAGAAGAAAGUGAAUCCGACUCCGACUCUGACUCUGACUCCGAAUCAGAAUCAGAAUCAGAAUCAGAAAGCAAAGUUUUAUUUAAAGAAGUUGAAGUUGAUAACAAAAAAUCUAAAGAACAAGAACCAGACAAAGUUACUGAUCUUUCAUCUGUUUCGAGCUCAAAAUUAAUUGUUCCAAAUCGUACUGAUUGGUUUAACAUUGUUGAAGUUCCUGCUGAAACACCAAUGAAAUUAGAUAGAUUUGCCAGAGAAAGAUUAUUAGAUAGAGCUAAAUCUACCAUUGAAAAAGACAACAAGACUUAUUUAGAAGAAUUUGCAUCUAAUACUUCACAAAAGAAGUUCUUGUCUCAAAUUUUAUCUGAUGGUACUUUGAACGAUAAAAUUUCUGCUUUAACAUUAUUGAUUCAAGAAGCUCCAUUACAUAAUAUGAAAGCCAUGGACACUUUAUUAGGAUAUUGUGAUAAGAAAUCAAGAACAGCUGCAUUACAAUCUAUUGCUGCGUUGAAAGAUUUGUUGAUUAACAGUUUAUUACCAGAUCGUAAAUUGUUCACUUUUGAUAAGCAACCAUUAACCAAAGAAGAUUCAGAUUUAAAAUUAGCUAUUUAUUAUUAUGAAGAUUACUUGAAAGGAGUUUACUUUAAAUUAAUUCAAAUAUUGGAAAAAUUAUCUCAAGAUCCUAUUGUACAUGUUAGAAUGACUGUCACUAAUCAUAUUUUCGAUUUAUUGAGUGCAAAACCGGAACAAGAAGUUAAUUUGUUGAAAUUAGGUGUUAAUAAAUUGGGUGAUAUUGAUAAUAAAGUUUCCGCUAAAGCUUCCUACUUGAUUUUACAAUUAGAGCAAGCCCAUCCUGCUAUGAAACAAAUUGUUACUGAUUCCGUAAUUGAUGUUAUCUUUCAAAGUAAUGACGAUGGUCAUGCCAAAUAUUAUGGUGUUACAACUUUGAAUCAAACAAUUUUGACCAGAAAAGAACAUGAAUUGGCCAAUUCUUUGAUUAAAACCUAUUUUGCAUUAUUUGAAAAGACUUUAGUGGAAAGUGAUGGAAUCAACAAAGAAUCAAAUAAAGACAAGUCAAUUGGAGAAUCACAAAGAGGAAGAAAAAACAACCGUAAGAAUUUCAAAAAGGGUAAAAAAGGUGGUAAAUCAGUUAAAGUUGAAGAAAAAUCCGAGAAAGAAAUCAUCGAAGAAAAGAAUGCUAAAUUGUUUUCUGCAUUACUUACUGGUUUGAAUCGUGCUUUCCCAUUUUCUCAAUUACCUAAUGAUGUUUUCCAAAAUCAUUUGGAUACCUUGUUCAAGAUUACUCACAGUAGUAAUUUCAACACUUCCAUUCAAGCUUUAGUAUUGGUCAAUCACAUUGUUUCUGAGCAAGGAUUGAAUUCCGACAGAUAUUAUAGAACAUUGUAUGAGUCAUUAUUGGAUCCAAGAUUGGCCAAUUCAUCUAAACAAGGUAUUUAUUUGAACUUAUUAUUCAAAUCGUUAAAGAAUGAUAUCAACAACAAAUCAAGAGUUUUGGCAUUUGUGAAGAGAAUGUUACAAAUUUGUUCCCAUUGGUUGAAUGUUGGUGCUAUUUCUGGUAUGUUAUACUUAAUGACUGAAUUAUCCAAGACCAUUCCUGAAAUUUCUGAUUUGUUAAUUGAUGUUGCCUCUAGACCAGAAGAAGAGAAUGAUGAAGAAGAACAAGCCGAAAAGGAGAAACAAGAAAAACACACUUCUGCCGAUGAAGACUAUGAUCCAAGAAAACGUGAUCCUAAAUUUGCCAAUGCUGAUAAAUCAUCAUUAUGGGAAAUUGGUCAAUUUGUUAACCACUACCAUCCAACAGUUUCUAUUUACGCAUCUUCCUUCAUUGAUGGCUCUAAACAAGCCAAACCAGAUUUAGGAUUAUACACAUUGUCCCAUUUCUUGGAUCGUUUUGUUUAUAAAAAUGCUAAACAAAAGCCGCAAACCAAAGGGUCCUCUAUUAUGCAACCUUUGGGUGGUGCUCAUACUGGAUCAUUAUUAGUUAAAGCUACAAACUUGUUAGAUACUGAUAUUCCCGUCAACACUGAAAAUUGGCUCAAUAAGAAGAUUGAUGAUAUCAAACCAGAUGAAAAAUUCUUCCAUCAAUAUUUCACUACUAAAGUAAACAAGAUUAGAACAAAGAAAGACACCAAAGAUAAAGGUGACGGUGAAAAUGAAGAUGAUGAUGAAGAAGAAGAGGAAGAUGAAGGAGAAAUUUGGGAAGCAUUAACCAAAUCAGGUGUUGAAGAUGAUUUGAAUGAUGAUUUGGAUGAUGGUUUCGAAGAUGACUUAGAUAUGGAAGACUUUAUGUCCGACUCGGGCUCAGACGAAGAAGAAGGUGAACAAGGCGAAGAAGGAAGCGAUGAUGAUGGUGCUGUAUUCAAAGAUGCAGAAGAUUUCGAUGAUGCCGAAGAUGUUUUCCAAAAUGCUUCUGAUUUUGAUGAAGCAGAUUUAAGUUUAGGUGAUGAUGAUGAAGAAGAAGAGGAAGAGGAAGAAGAACAACCAGCUCCUAAGAAACGUAAAUUGUCUAAAAAGAAUACAUAA